AAUGAGAGUUUAAAACUCAGAAAUGGAUUUUGGUGGAACUUGAACAACGGGUCUUAACAUUUAAGGCGAAGAAGAUCCGUUUGGGUUUCGGGCAGAACAGGGGUUUGAGAACUGGCACUGGACAGCGAUGUCGAAUCAUCACCGUUCUUCCUCUAAGAACGGUCUACCACCUCAAGAACUCCUUGAUGAUCUCUGCAGUCGCUUUGUGCUGAAUGUGCCAAAGGAAGAUCUUCAGUCUUUUGAAAGGAUAUUGUUUCUUGUGGAGUAUGCACAUUGGUUUUAUGAAGAUAACUCUGUAGAAAAUAAUCCAUCUCUGAAAUCAUUAAAUCUGAAGGAGUUUACUUCUUUAUUGUUUAACAGUUGUGAUGUUUUAAAGCCUUAUGUGGCCCAUAUAGAUGAUAUUUUCAAGGACUUCACAUCCUAUAAGGUUCGAGUUCCUGUAACUGGGGCAAUAAUUCUUGAUGAAACAUAUGAAAGGUGCUUGCUAGUAAAGGGAUGGAAAGGUUCAAGUUGGAGCUUCCCUCGUGGCAAAAAGAGCAAAGAUGAAGAAGAUCAUGCAUGUGCCAUUAGAGAAGUCAUGGAAGAAACAGGUUUUGAUGUUUCAAAACUUCUUAAAAAGGAUGAAUACCUUGAAGUUAUCUUUGGGCAACAGAGAGUGAGGCUUUACAUUAUCGCUGGAGUAAAAGAUGAUACAUCAUUUGCUCCGCUUACCAAAAAGGAAAUCAGUGAAAUUGCAUGGCACCGGCUUGAUGACCUCCAACCAGCAACUGAUGAAGUGAUAUCUCGAGGGAUCACUGGCCUUAAGCUUUAUAUGGUGGCUCCUUUUCUGGCAUCAUUGAAAUCAUGGAUUUCCACACACCAUCCUGCUAUGGCUCCAAGGCCUGAUUUACCUCUCAAAGGAAUUUGCGUGUGGAAAGCAAAACACAAUUCUAUUGGAAAUAGCUCUACAGUAAUAGAUAGCCAGCCUACAAAACCUGAAUCUGAUUCUCACACCCCUGAUGUGGGGCCUGGCAAGAGCUUUAGGAAUUUCAGAUUUGAUACUGCCUCAAUUUUACAAGCAAUGGAAGCUUCCUUUUCUUCAUGAAACUUCAGCAACCUUCCUGUAAAGUUUCCUGUCACUGAAUUGAUUUCACUCUCCACUCCAAUUAGGAGGUUGCUGUACAUAUUGUUCCUCCAGUUGUCUGGUUGAAUGAGUAUUAUGUACAUUAUAUGUAUAGCAAGUAUUUUGUACCUAAAUAGUAUUUUCAGUUAGUGUGGUAUUUUCUGUAAAACUAGAGAAAAAGUUCAAUGUAUAAGUUAUGCUCCUCCUUCCAUUAGCAAUCAGAGGAAAUGAAACCGAUUUAUAUGAUAA
Molecule: messenger RNA, 1351 nt
Organism: Vigna unguiculata (cowpea)
Lineage: Eukaryota; Viridiplantae; Streptophyta; Magnoliopsida; Fabales; Fabaceae
Gene: DCP2
Product: decapping 2
Biological process (GO): deadenylation-dependent decapping of nuclear-transcribed mRNA; nuclear-transcribed mRNA catabolic process, nonsense-mediated decay
Cellular component (GO): cytoplasm
Molecular function (GO): RNA binding; 5'-(N(7)-methylguanosine 5'-triphospho)-[mRNA] hydrolase activity; manganese ion binding
Source: RefSeq, a predicted model, not a curated record